This is a messenger RNA of Cicer arietinum (chickpea), 730 nucleotides long. RefSeq names its product protein NOI4-like. Lineage: Eukaryota; Viridiplantae; Streptophyta; Magnoliopsida; Fabales; Fabaceae. The record is from RefSeq and is a predicted model, not a curated record.
GACGAUGAAAUAAUAGGGUGGGGAAAGUUGGGCCCAUUUGAUUAGCAUAGGGCGGGCCCAGUGUUUGUUUGUUCAACUGUCUUCUCUUCCCAACUGGUAAACGGAGAAUCUCCACACACACAAUACAAUUCCCUCUUUCUCUUCUCUUCUCUUCUCUUCUGCACCAACUCCAACCAUGGCGGACAAGGGUAUACCAUUGCCCAAGUUUGGGGAAUGGGAUGUGAAUGAUCCAGCUUCAGCUGAGGGAUUUACAGUUAUUUUCAAUAAAGCUAGGAAUGAGAGGAAAACUGGUGCUAACAUUCAUUCACCACCAAAGGAUCUUAACACCAAGCACAAACAUCAAGUUGUUCUUGGUGGCAAGCCCCAAUCUAAAAAAUGGUUUUGCUGCAUAAAGGCAUCUGCUGAAUCAUGAGAAGGCUUUUGAACUCAACAUAAUUCCGGAAGUCUGGAGCUUCAUUCAAAGCUAUGAUGGGUAUUGCGGGAAUCUUUUUUGUCAUGACAGUUCUGUACUUUGGGCUUGGGGAUAAAACAAUUAGGAAGCAAAUAUUAUAUUAUAUUUAUGAUUUCUAGUGAUUUAUCACUUGAAUUUGUGUUGGUUCAAUACAUGUUGGAUUCAGUCUUACAUGGCAGUUUUUUGGAUUCAAGCUUUUUAUCGACUCUUCUCUAUAUUGUUUCAAAGUGGUGUUGGUGUUUGUGUAUCUAUUUUAUAUUUCAUUUCAUGUUGGUAUAA